This is a messenger RNA of Cotesia glomerata, 1824 nucleotides long. RefSeq names its product 45 kDa calcium-binding protein (gene myd). Gene Ontology annotation, cellular component: endoplasmic reticulum. Gene Ontology annotation, molecular function: calcium ion binding. The record is from RefSeq and is a predicted model, not a curated record. The coding region runs from base 293 to 1366 and encodes 357 amino acids. Gene Ontology annotation, biological process: calcium-ion regulated exocytosis. NCBI's taxonomy places the organism in Eukaryota, Metazoa, Arthropoda, Insecta, Hymenoptera, Braconidae. The transcript is spliced from 5 exons.
UGGCGACAAUUAAUCAAUUUUUGAAAAAAGACAUGGAAGGAAAGUAGAGAAAGUUAAAUAGAUAAACGUCAAACAAAUGUCAGUGCUAGUUUUGUCUAUCUACUUUCACAUUUAAAUUUUUAUACUUCUUACUUCAAAGAUUUGUCAAUAAUUUGCAUUUAAAUUACCAAAAAUUGUCAUAAAAAAAAUAUUAUGUAGCAAUUUUCAUAAUGUUAUCCCUGAAAAUUUUUAUAAAAAGCAAGUAGUAAAAUUUACCAUUAGCCAGACAAUAAUAAGGUCGUAAGUUAUUACGAUGAAAAUAAAUUUCAAGCGAUUAACUACAGCACGAUGGACGAUAUUUGUACCACUGAUUAUUUAUAUGAGUUUGUUAUAUAUAAAAUAUAACAGAAAUAUGAAAUUAAAAAGCCCUGAUGAGAUGGACGAGGAUGCUGGUAUACAGAGUUUAUUUUCCGAGCUUGAAUCAGUGUCAAUAAAAAAUUUUAAAGAAAGUAACAUUGAUAAAUCUAUAAGUAAGAAUUUUAAUUUAAAUAAUAUUGAUAGUAAUAAUGUUGAACGAGAAAUUCAUGAAAAUCCGAGAUUACUGCUGGAAAAUAUAUUCAGAAAAGCUGAUGUUAAUGAAAAUCAAGAAUUAGAUAUGCAAGAAAUUGCUAAGUGGAUUCACGGUAAAAUAAUUCAGCAUAUUGAUCGUGCGAUGAGAGAUAAUAUUGGUUUAUUUACAACUAUUGAUAUAAAUCCACGUAAUGGUGAUAUUUCUUGGGAUGAAUAUCACGCAUAUUUUUUACGAUCUCAUGGAUUUGCAGAUUCUUACAUUAAUUCGCAUGAUAAAAGACAUUCAGAGUUAACGAGAACACUUAAAGAAAGUAUUAUGAGAGAUCGGGCGCGAUGGAUUGAAGCUGCCCGAAACGAUCCAGAUAAAUUAACGCUGGAUGAGUUUCUCGCUUUCACUCAUCCUGAGAGUAGUCAUCGUGCGCUUUUACAAAUGGUUGAUGAUUUGUUUGAAAAAUUCGAUCGUGAUGGAGAUGAAGAAUUAACAGAAAACGAAUUUGCUGAUUUACCUGUUGAUGGGAUGGGCCUCGAUUUGCGUGAAGAUACUCCAGAACCUGUAGGUGGAAGUGAAGGACGUAGACAAGAAUUUCAGUAUUUAAUAGAUAAAAACAAAGACGGCAAAGCUGAUCGCUCUGAAUUACUGAUGUAUAUCGAUCCAAGAAAUCCGAGACACGCGAUACAAGAAGCGCAGCAUUUGAUGGAUCUUGGUGAUAUUGAUCAUAAUAGGAAACUUAGUUUAUCUGAAGUACUCAGCAAAACGGAUUUAUUUUUAGGAAGUAAAAUGGUCGAUACAGAAAAAAGUUUUCAUGAUGAGUUUUGAUAAAGAAAGUUACUGCCUGUACUUACAGUUUUAAUGUGAAAAACACUUUCGCGGUUAAAACUUUCAAUUUCUUACGUACUAUAGUAUUAAAAAAUAAUUAGAAAAUAAUGAUUUUCAGAACCGACUGAUCAAUUAAAGCUUUUAGAUAAUGUCUGUGAUAGUCAAUACUACAGUGUAAUGAUAAAAGAAGCAAUCACAUCAGUAUUUUUAAAAAUAAUGCACUAAUUUGAUAUAUGUAGCUUCAUAUGUAUGAUUAGUUAUUGUAAUUAAUAUCACAGUACUGUACCUUAAUUACCACAUAAGGAUUAAACACAAAUACUUAUUAUUAUAGAAAGUAAUUUACACGAUAUAAUCUGUAAUCAAACACUUAUAUUUAAUCACAAAUUUUUAUAUACAAUAUUAAUAUAUGUGAUAGAUUUUUUAUCAGUAUAUACAUAGCUUUCUUUUCUGACUUUAAU